Eubalaena glacialis (North Atlantic right whale) is the source of this 2932-nucleotide messenger RNA. It is a transcript of the gene PAMR1, whose product is annotated as peptidase domain containing associated with muscle regeneration 1. The transcript is spliced from 11 exons. The record is from RefSeq and is a predicted model, not a curated record. Gene Ontology annotation, biological process: proteolysis. Gene Ontology annotation, molecular function: serine-type endopeptidase activity; calcium ion binding. Bases 229 to 2391 code for a protein of 720 amino acids. NCBI's taxonomy places the organism in Eukaryota, Metazoa, Chordata, Mammalia, Artiodactyla, Balaenidae.
CACCUCCCCGGGUCCCGCAAGGGUUAAGGCAGCCGCGGAGAGGAGAGGUUUGGGCUGACGUCGCUCUGGCUGAAGGUGGUUCCCCUCGGAUGAGGAUGGGAGAGCCUGGCGAGCUGAAACCCGAGCUCCCGCUCGGUCGCGGCUUGGGGAGGUCCGUGUAAGAGCCGCCUGCCCGCCGGCCUCCCUCGGUCCCUCCCCGGCAGUCGCUCCGGGCACCACCGCGGAACGAUGAAGCUGGGCUGGUGGCCGCAGCUGGGGCUCACUUUCCUGCAGCUCCUUCUCAUCUCCUCCUUGCCAAGAGAGUACACAGUCAUUAAUGAAGCCUGCCCCGGAGCUGAGUGGAACAUCAUGUGUCGGGAGUGUUGUGAAUACGAUCAGGUUAAAUGUGCCUGCCCUGGAAAGAAAGAAGUGGUGGGUUAUACCAUCCCUUGCUGCAGGAACGAGGAGAAUGAAUGUGACUCCUGCCUGAUUCACCCAGGUUGUACCAUCUUUGAAAACUGCAAGACGUGCCGAAACGGCUCGUGGGGGGGUGCUCUGGACGACUUCUACGUGAAGGGCAUCUACUGUGCAGAGUGCCACGCGGGCUGGUACGGAGGAGACUGCAUGCGAUGUGGCCAGGUUCUACGAGUCCCGAAGGGUCAGAUUUUGUUGGAGAGCUACCCACUGAAUGCUCACUGCGAAUGGACCAUUCACGCCAAACCUGGGUUUGUCAUCCAGCUAAGGGUUGUCAUGUUGAGCCUGGAGUUUGACUACAUGUGCCAGUAUGACUAUGUUGAGGUCCGUGACGGGGACAGCAGCGACAGUCAGAUCAUCAGGCGUUUCUGUGGCAACGAGCGGCCAGCUCCCAUCCGAAGCACGGGCCCCUCGCUCCACGUCCUCUUCCACUCAGAUGGCUCCAAGAACUUUGACGGCUUCCAUGCUAUCUUUGAGGAGAUCACAGCAUGUUCCUCGUCGCCUUGUUUCCAUGAUGGCACUUGCCUUCUUGACAACACCGGAUCUUACAAGUGUGCCUGCCUGGCAGGCUACACCGGGCAGCACUGUGAAAAUCUCCUUGAAGAAAGAAACUGCUCAGACCCUGGGGACCCAGUCAACGGGUACAAGAAAAUUACAGGAGGCCCUGGGCUUAUCAAUGGGCGCUAUGCAAAAAUUGGCACCGUCUUGACCUUCUUUUGUAACAACUCCUAUGUUCUUAGCGGCAAUGAGAUGAGAACUUGCCAGCAGAAUGGAGAGUGGUCGGGGAAACAACCCAUCUGCAUAAAAGCCUGUCGAGAACCAAAAAUCUCAGACCUGGUGAGACGGAGAGUUCUUCCAAUGCAGGUUCAGUCCAGGGAGACGCCAUUACACCAGCUAUACUCAUCAGCCUUCAGCAAGCAGAAGCUGCAGGAUGCCUCUACCAAGAAGCCAGCCCUUCCCUUUGGAGACCUGCCCCCUGGGUACCAAUAUCUGCACACCCAGAUCCAGUAUGAGUGCAUCUCACCCUUCUACCGCCGCCUGGGCAGCAGCCGGAGGACAUGUCUGAGGACUGGGAAGUGGAGUGGGCGUGCCCCGUCCUGCAUCCCUAUCUGUGGGAAAACUGAGAACGUCACUGCUCCGAAGACGCAGAGGACGCGCUGGCCGUGGCAGGCUGCCAUCUACAGGAGGGCCGGUGGGGUGCACGGGAGCAGCCUGCACAAGGACACGUGGUUCCUCGUCUGCAGCGGUGCCCUGGUCAAUGAGCGCACCGUGGUGGUGGCUGCCCACUGCGUCACCGACCUGGGGAGGGUCACCGUGAUCAAGACAGCAGACCUCAAAGUCGUCCUGGGGAAAUUCUACAGGGAUGAUGACCGGGAAGAGAAAAGCAUCCAGAGCUUGCGGAUUUCUGCAAUCAUCCUGCAUCCCAACUACGACCCCAUCCUGCUGGAUGCGGACAUCGCCGUCCUGAAGCUCCUGGACAAGGCUCGCAUCAGCACCCGCGUCCAGCCCAUCUGCCUGGCGGCCCCUCGGGACCUCAGCACCUCCUUCCAGGAGUCCCGCAUCACCGUGGCAGGCUGGAAUGUCCUGGCAGACGUGAGGAGCCCCGGCUUCAAGAAUGACACGCUGCGCUCGGGGGUGGUCAGUGUGGCGGACUCGCUGCUGUGCGAGGAGCAGCACGAGGAGCACGGCAUCCCGGUGAGCGUCACAGACAACAUGUUCUGUGCCGGCUGGGACCGCACUGCCCCCUCUGAUAUCUGCACAGCAGAGACGGGGGGCAUCGCCGCUGUGUUCUUCCCGGGACGGGCGUCCCCUGAGCCCCGCUGGCAUCUGGUGGGGCUGGUCAGCUGGAGCUAUGACAAAACAUGCAGCCACAGCCUCUACACAGCCUUCACCAAAGUGCUGCCUUUCAAAGACUGGAUCGAGAGAAACAUGAAAUGAGCCUCAGGCCUGUCAAGAAGCACUUCCAUGCAUCCUUCCCUACGUGUGUUGCCCGAGGCAUAGUGGACCUGAAAUGUGAUUCUGCCCAUGAAUUUGGCUGUGCCAGGGCUUCUGAUUUCAAAACCAGUGGAGGGCGAGUCGAGCUUACUUUCUGGUAGGCCACUGCCUCCCUGACUGCUGGGACCAUUUGGAAGAUACCAGGGCUGCUUGCAAGAACUCAGUUUCUUCAAAAUAGACUACAUGAAUAGCAAAGAAAUCCUCCCCAUUCAACCGACCCAGUGGCCUUCCCCACCUGCCCUUCAGUGGUGCGAAUGCCAUGGUCAGCUCUGGUCGAGAGAGGGUUGACUGGCUUCAUCAGGUCUUCUCCAAGGCUCCAGCCAGACAGAGUUCCAAAGAGCCGCCUGCAGGACAGUCCCGGACAGCGGAGCCUGGCUGCGGCAUUGGUGUCCGUGCACACUGCCACGUCACGAGGUGGUCCUUUUCCUUCCCAAUCCCCUGUACACACUUUAAUAAAACAAGGGUUGGCUUCUGACCCACGGAA